GUAAACUUGAAGGGCGGGUUUGACUGUCUCCCUGCAAGACUCGGUACCCGUGUUGGAUCGAGGAAUUGUAUUUGACUCCUUUAUCGAGUAUUAUCGGUGUGCGGGGCUUAUUUCCACACUACAGGCGCCGCCUUUGCUCUGAACACACAUAACGUUACACACACGCGCGCUCGCACCAUCAGGUGCCAGAGAGACACAGACUUCCGUUGAGUAUUCGAGUAAAGGCAGAUCAGCGAAGAUCAUCCAGGACUUUACCCAGCACCGAGUUGGAUUUAUAAUGCAGAUUUGUCCCUGUGUGACAAGAUGAUGGAUGCAUGAGGGCGCGCGAGAUCAAUACACAUAAUUAAUCAAUACCCUCUAAGCGCACGUGAAGAUCAGCUCCGCUGGAUGUGUAUGACCGCAUCUCUAUCACCAGGUGGCUUUUCAAGUGCGUGUUUCCAAGCGCGUGUCUGGCGUUAUUGUGCGCAUAAGGUGUUUUUGGAGCCACGAAACAAACGCAGAGCGACAAUGCGCGUGCGGGAUUAGUUUAAACUUUGGUUUGCGGCGGAAUCGUCAGAAUCUAGACUCUAAACUCGCGUCCCUGUACAGAAGAGACUACGUAGACCCCAGAUGGGAGCUGAUCUGUAUUGAAUUGCUAUUUAUUUCCCUUUGUAAAGAAAAAGGGGAAAACAUUCCAGUCGGAGGAGAUUACAAGUGCUUUUCCCCCCUCUCUCUCUCAAAGAUCAUUUGUUGUGACUCCUCUUCUUUUUGGAUUUAAAACUCCUGCGCCUGCUUUGGUGGAACUGUUUUACACCAAUAAUUUCGUGUGUUUUAUCGGAACUUGGGGAAACAGCAGUUAUGUUUGUCCUGGAAGCAGUGGUGCUCUGUGCAUUGCUCGGCGGGGCUGGGGCUCAGCCGUGCCCGUCUCAGUGCUCCUGCAGCGGGACAGCGGUGGACUGCCACGGGCAGAGUCUGCAGAGCGUGCCGCGGAACAUUCCGCGCAACGCAGAGCGACUUGACCUGAAUGCAAACAAUCUGACUAAAAUCACUAAAGCAGAUUUCGCGGGACUGAGGAACCUCAGAGUUCUGCAGCUAAUGGAGAACAAGAUCAGUUCUAUUGAGAGAGGGGCAUUUCAGGAGCUGAAAGAGCUGGAAAGACUGCGUCUCAACAGGAAUAAUCUUCAGGUUCUUCCGGAGUUGCUGUUUCUGGGCACGACUAAACUCUUCAGACUUGACCUGAGUGAAAAUCAAAUCCAGGGGAUUCCCAGAAAAGCGUUCAGAGGAGCUACUGAGAUCAAAAACCUGCAGCUGGACUACAAUCAAAUUUCCUGCAUUGAAGAUGGAGCGUUCAGAGCUCUGCGGGACCUAGAAGUACUCACACUGAAUAACAACAAAAUCUCUCGCUUGUCUGUGGCCAGUUUUAACCACAUGCCCAAGCUCAGAACAUUUCGCCUCCACUCUAAUAAUCUGCUAUGUGAUUGCCAUGUGGCCUGGCUCUCUGAUUGGCUGAGACAAAGGCCCCGCCUUGGCCUCUACACACAGUGUAUGGCCCCACCCUCCCUGAGGGGCCACAACAUUGCUGAGGUUCAGAAGAAAGAGUUUACCUGUACAGACUUCAGUGAAGGGCCCCAGUCACACUCGUCCUGUAGUGUUCUGCAGUGUCCUGAGCUAUGCACCUGCAGUAAUAAUAUAGUGGACUGCCGAGGGAAAGGACUGACUGAAAUACCUACCAACCUGCCAGAAACCAUCACUGAGAUUCGACUGGAGCAGAACUCCAUCAGCAUUAUUCCGCCAGGAGCAUUCUCACCUUACAAGAGACUGCGGAGAAUAGAUUUGAGUAAUAAUCAAAUAACUGAAUUGGCUGCAGACUCCUUUCAAGGCCUCCGAUCUUUGAAUUCUCUGGUUUUAUAUGGGAAUAAAAUCACUGAACUUCCCAAAGGUGUUUUUGAUGGACUAUUCUCAGUGCAGCUACUAUUGCUAAAUGCGAACAAGAUCAAUUGUUUGCGUGUAGAUGCUUUCCAAGACCUGCAGAAACUAAAUGUCCUGUCGCUUUAUGGCAACAAACUCCAGACCAUUGCAAAGGGAACCUUCUCUUCUCUCCGAACCAUCCAAACUCUUCAUCUGGCCCAGAACCCCUUCAUGUGUGACUGCCAUUUGAAGUGGUUAGCUGACUACCUGCAAGACAACCCGAUUGAGACCAGCGGAGCUCGAUGCACCAGUCCCCGCCGCCUUGCUAACAAACGCAUCGGCCAGAUCAAGAGCAAAAAGUUCCGCUGUUCAGGCGUGGAGGACUACCGAUCGAAACUAGGUGGGGAUUGCUUCGCUGACCUGGCCUGCCCAGAGAAAUGUCGCUGUGAAGGAACCACAGUGGACUGCUCUGGACAAAAGCUCAACAAGUUCCCAGACCACAUACCUCAAUAUACAGCAGAACUCCGAUUGAACAAUAAUGAAUUUACAGUGCUGGAGGCUACAGGAAUCUUUAAGAAGCUUCCUCAACUGCGCAAAAUAAACCUUAGUAACAAUAAGAUCACAGAUAUUGAGGAGGGCACAUUUGAGGGUGCCAGUGGAGUGAAUGAGCUCAUUCUGACCAGCAACCGCUUAGAGGGCGUCCACUACAGCAUGCUGAAAGGCCUCAGCGGUCUCCGCACAUUGAUGUUGAGGAGUAACAAGAUAAGCUGCGUCAAUAACGGUAGUUUUACUGGUCUGAGCUCGGUGAGGCUGCUCUCCCUCUAUGAUAACCAAAUCACCUCCAUGUCCCCGGGAGCCUUUGACACUCUACAUUCCCUCUCCACGCUGAACUUGCUGGCCAAUCCAUUUAACUGUAACUGUCAUCUGGCUUGGUUGGGUGAAUGGCUCCGUAAGAAACGGAUUGUCACGGGCAACCCCCGCUGUCAGAGCCCCUACUUUCUUCAGGAGAUCCCUAUUCAAGAUGUAGCCAUACCAGAUUUUGCCUGCGAAGACGGUAAUGAUGAAAGUAGCUGUGUCCCCCUGGCUCGCUGUCCUGCCGAGUGUUCGUGUUUGGAUACGGUGGUGCGCUGCAGUAAUAAAGCACUAAAGGUUUUACCCAAGGGCAUUCCUAAAGACGUAACAGAACUCUAUCUCGAUGGCAACCAGUUCACGCAAGUCCCUCUGGAACUAUCCAAUUAUAAACACCUCACUCUCAUUGAUAUGAGUAAUAACCAGAUCAGCACAUUGUCCAACCACAGCUUCAGUAACAUGUCCGAGCUUCUCACCCUAAUUUUAAGCUACAACAGACUGAGGUGUAUUCCUGUAAAAGCUUUCGACGGUCUCAAAUCUCUGCGCCUGUUGUCUCUUCAUGGUAAUGAUAUUGCUGUGAUCCCAGAUGGAGCUUUCAAAGAUCUGUCCUCGCUCUCCCACCUGGCUCUGGGAGCAAACCCUCUGUACUGUGAUUGUCACAUGCAGUGGCUCUCUGACUGGGUUAAGAGCGGCUACAAGGAGCCUGGAAUCGCGCGCUGUACUGGUCCUGGAGAGAUGACCGACAAACUACUGCUGACUACACCCUCCAAGAAAUUCACAUGCACAGAGGUGCUGGGGACUUGUGGUUUGCCGGUACCAGGUCCAGUGGAUGUGAACAUUUUGGCUAAAUGUAACCCUUGUUUAUCCAAUCCAUGCAAGAAUGAUGGAACCUGCAGUAACCAUCCCGUUGAUUUUUACAGAUGCACCUGUCCUUAUGGUUUUAAGGGUCAAGACUGUGAGGAACCAAUUCAUGCGUGCAUCGGUAACCCCUGUCAGAAUGGAGGCACCUGUCAUCUAAAGGAUGGAGAGCAAAACACUCACUGGUGUGUGUGUCCAGAAGGAUUUGAGGGCGACGAAUGUGAGAUAAAUAUUGAUGACUGUGAAGAUAAUGACUGUGAGAAUAACUCCACGUGUGUGGAUGGUAUCAACAACUACACCUGUCACUGCUCACCUGAAUACACAGCUGCUAAUAAUAAUGAGGUGGAGAAAGGGGAGCUGUGCGAAGAUAAGAUGGAUUUCUGCGCUUCAGAGUUGAACCUGUGUCAGCACGACUCAAAAUGUAUUCAGACCGCUAAGGGCUUCAUGUGCGAGUGUACUCCAGGUUACACCGGGGAGCACUGCGAGGUGGAUUUUGAUGAUUGUGAAGAUAAUAAGUGUAAAAACGGGGCUCAGUGUAUUGAUGCUGUGAAUGGUUAUACAUGUGUGUGCCCAGAAGGAUACAGUGGGCUGUUCUGCGAGUUCUCUCCUCCAAUGGUCCUGCCGAGAACAAGUCCGUGUGACCACUAUGACUGUGCCAAUGGUGCACAGUGUGUUGUCAAGGACACAGAUCCUGUGUGUCAGUGUCUCCAUGGUUACCAGGGCGUGCACUGUGAGAGGCUGGUCAGCGUCAACUUCAUCAAUAGAGAAUCGUUCCUGCAGAUCCCCUCCAACCUCAUUACAGAACAGGCCAAUAUAUCACUACAGAUCGCCACAGAUGAGGAUAAUGGGGUGUUGCUGUAUAAAGGAGAUAAUGAACACAUCGCUGUGGAGCUCUACAGAGGCAGACUGAGAGUCAGUUAUGAUUCUGGAUCAUAUCCUCCAUCUGCCAUCUACAGUGUUGAGACGAUAAAUGAUGGCAGUUUUCAUGUAGUGGAGCUGGUGGCAAAGGAUCAGUCUCUGUCACUGUCUAUUGAUGGAGGAAGCCCCAAAUCCAUCAACACUGCCAGCAGUCCCAGCCCAGCACCUAGCCCUGCUCCGCUUUACCUUGGGGGAAUCCCUCAGCAGUCUGGAUUGGCCUCAUUGCGUCAGAGCUCCGGGAGGAACGGCUCUAGUUUCCACGGAUGUAUCCGGAACCUCUACAUUAAUGAUCAGCUCCAGGACCUCACUCAGUUCCUGCUGCAGGAGGGGGUGGUGCCCGGCUGCCAGCCCUGCCAGAGAAGUGUGUGCGCUCACGGGCAGUGCCAUGCCACCGGACAAUCCUCCUUCAGCUGUGAGUGUGAGGCCGGAUGGACUGGCCCUCUGUGUGACCAGCAGAUCAACAACCCAUGUGACGGGAACAAGUGUAUCCACGGUUCCUGUUUGCCCAUAAACUCGUACUCGUACAGCUGUCGCUGUCAUCCAGGCUUUGCAGGUGUAUUGUGUGAUGAAGAGGAGCAGUUGAGUCCCUGUCAGUACAUAGCAUGUAAACACGGGCGCUGUCGCGUGUCUGGGCUGGGGAAAGCCUACUGCGAGUGCAACAGCGGCUACACGGGGCAAAGCUGUGAUAGAGAGAUGGCGUGUCGGGGGGAACGGGUCCGAGAUCACUAUCAGACGCAGCAGGGCUACGCAGCGUGCCAAAGCACAGAGAAGGUCUCCCGUUUAGAGUGUCGGGGCAGCUGUGGGGACGGGACCUCCUGCUGCGCCCCUCUCCGCAGCAAACGCAGGAAAUACACCUUCCAAUGCACAGACGGAUCCUCUUUUGUACAGGAGGUGGAAAAGGUCGUCAAGUGUGGCUGCACAAAAUGUCCAUCCUAAAAACGAAAAAGAAGAAAUACAUCCUCACCUCCCACCCCCCUCCCCCUUGUUUGAAGUCCCCCGUUUUACCUUUUUUUGUCAGUGUUGGACUAAUGUUUUUUUUUUCCUUCAAAGGAGAUAAUGGAUUACUGUAAGAUAAAGAACAAACCUAUUUUUUAUUAUGAAGUGGAGAAAAAAAAGACAAAAAAUAGAUUUUAGAGGUUUUUUUUUUUUAUUAUUUGCCAUCAUUUUAGGUACUGUGACAUUUCUGAUUACAUUUGUUUUUUUUUGUUUGGAAAAAUCACCUCAGACCACAAUGGAAAGCAAACACACCCUGACGACACGUUUCACUUUUUUGCGUCUUUCUUUGUGCCAUUCUUUUACCUGUUUUUCUGGACUGCCGUAACUCAUUUCACCUGGACUUUGUGAAGGUGAGAUAAAGUAUCACUAUGGAGACUGCAGGGGGAUUCGCUGAGAGAGGAGGUCACUCCUCACACACCAAACACACACUAUCAUAGCUGCUUCUAUACACACACACACACACACACCUUACCCACAAAGUGUACACAGAUGAUCUCUUCCAGCAUGCGCGCACACACAAACACACACACACACUCUCUUCUGCCACAUUAUAAACCAUGUGUAUUUAUUGUAUCAAACAUACCGUCACAUUACUUAUACUCGGUAUAGCCCUUUGCUUCCUUGGAGUUACAGUUGGAAUUUCUUAAUAUAUAUUAAUUUAUAUUCCUCUUACCAAUUUAAAUCACUCAUAGCUUACUGAGUAGAAUAACUAACGUUGUGUCUCCUUCAUUUGGUUGGUUUGACCAAUGGGACUGUUGUAUUUACCAUAAACAAAAAGAGAAAAAAAAACCUAGUGGUGUUAUAAAUCUUCAAAUGUGAAGUGAAAGCAUUGUAUAUUUUUGUCGAAUCUCCUAAAAAUUUGUAUGGUGACACAGACGUGCUUUAUAUUAGAGUUUAAAUGUAUAGUUAAAAUCUCCCCAUGUAUUCAGUAUAGAGCACAUGCCAUAGUUCAAAAAAAUAACAGUAGCGUCCAUAGUCGCCAAUAAACCUCUUUUUAAAAUAUCCUCCUUGCGAAUCCUUUUUAAUGAUACAGAUAGAAAGAAAAACUGUGACUUUUUCUAAAUGAUACUACUUUGUUACCACUCUGUUUCCCCCAUGUUAACAUGUUGCUGCUAAAUUGGUAUUGUAGACUUUGGAUGAUGAUGAUGAUGAUGAUGAUGUUUAUUGUAGAGGACGUUGCUCAUUCAUUGAGCAAAUUGUUUUACUGAUCAAUGAAUAAAGAUGUCCCCUCCCUCUA
Molecule: messenger RNA, 6745 nt
Organism: Pimephales promelas (fathead minnow)
Lineage: Eukaryota; Metazoa; Chordata; Actinopteri; Cypriniformes; Leuciscidae
Source: RefSeq, a predicted model, not a curated record